CCUGGACAGCAUGCAUCAAGUGUUGAGACGUGGGAAAGAGGAGUUGCCGUCGUCUGGACCUCUGUGAUCAUCAUCUGUGAAAGCUCCAAUCUCUGGUGAGCGGCCUGUCAGCCAGCCACGUCCAGCUCUCUAUUGCUAUGGAUGCCUGUGCCCGUAUUAGAGGAGUUCCAAUAAGGUCCAGGGCCUCAGUCCGCAAAGAGACUGUACGUGACAGUGGGGCUCAGUGUGUGAAGAACCUCUUUAGGAAUAAAAAGGAGCUAUGCAGUGUUGGCCAAGAGCUGCCAACCAGAGACGCAACAAGACUGACAGAGAUUCAUUUUGUGUGCCUGCCUGGUCAGGUUGAAGGGGAAGAUGUCAUCCACCAGGCUCUGUCAACUCUGCCAGGAGGGCUGUGUGAACUUCUCAGGUCCCUCCACGUACACAGCCUCAAGAAUGAUGAGGUUCUGCUGUUCAAAGACUGCCGCAGGCUGGCAGAGCACAAGGACACUGGGCCUCAGUGUUGGUUAAAGGCCGUGUGUGUGCUGAGGCAUAAUCCCACCACUGGCAUCUACCCUCAGGCCAGUGUAGGAUCUUUGGUCGGUUUGCUGGGGUGCUACAUGGCAGGUGUCCGCUAUGCUUUGGAAAUUCAGGCUCUUCAGAGGGGCACAGCUGAGCCCAGCCAGCCAGAGGAAGAUGACACCAACCAGUCAGUCUCAUCAAUUGAGGAUGACUUUGUGACUGCCCUGGAGCACCUGGAGGAGGACGACACAGCAGACAAUCCCUCUGCAUCUUCCUAUCACCAUUUUAAAAAGCGUGAUGUGGCAUCACAGACAGUCCCAGCCCACAAGAGAAGAAAGGAAUUAUCAGGCUCCCGCAUUAUCAUGAGCUCAUCUUCAGCCAAACAUAGGUCAGGUCCAGAUGUAUCUGUCACAGUGCAGAGGUCAUCAGGUGUGGAAUCCCAGUGGACUUACUGCAGUCCUGGAGCUCGUCUCGCCUCGCCUUUAAUUCAUGUCAGUGAAUCAGAAGAAUCAGACUGCUCCAGCCCCAGCCCAAUCAUUUUCUUGGAUGAGGUGGGCUACCAGAAGAGCCUGCUAGCUAAACUUGACAUCCCCCAGGUGCCAGGGGGGCCGAGAGAGCGAGUUGAAGACUCAGACUCUGAAGUCAGUGAGUUCUUUGAUAGUUUUGACCAGUUUGAUGACCUGGAGGAGCUGAGCUCAGAGAGCUGCACUCUCGCACUGCCUCUGGAUGCCAUCAAUGCCCCAGCCACACAGAAAAAGGCCACUGAGUCCAGCACCAGUGGGUCAGCAUCUAAAUAUGUUUCUAGGGGAUGCUCAACUAAGGGUAUGAAUCCUCACUGCUUUGACCAGCCCACUCUCCCAGCCAAUGUGAAAAAGCCCACUCCUCUGAAACCAGGCUCUCCCUACUCACUUCACUCUGAGGUGCCUGACUCCCCUCGACCAGUGCAGACCCCCUCUGAGGAGAAUGGUGGCCCACUUUUCAGUCCUGUCAGCUCCUCAGCCUUCAGCCCUCUGGUGGAUUCUAGUGGAACACUUGAAUACUUCUGGAAGACAGAUGAGGAUGGACAGGACAGCUCAGAACUACGUAAACCCCAGGAUCUCUGCUCUCUGUAUAAGACCUACUCAGACUUUGCCAGCAGUCUUUCCAAAGAAAUUUUGGGAUCUGUGUGUGGCUACCAGUCUGCAGUGGACAUCAGUGACAACAAGAACCUCAGCUGCGUCUGCCACAAGGAAUUCAAGAACCCUUCAGGCUACCUGAUGAAGCUCUCAGAAAUACAAGAGACUGUAACAGUGACCAAGCUGCAGAAGAAAUCACAGUCACUGAAGGAUGGCAUUCAGAGGUUUGCCACUGACCUUGUGGAAAUGAGUUUGGGAAGCGCCUUGCGAGACCUCCAAAAAGGUGUAUCCUCCUGUACCACCACCUUGUGUCACCUAGCUGCCAGGCUCACAUCCUCUGUGUUUCAGAUGGCCUUCCAUGAGAUUGGCAUGCGCCAUGCCUAUGUGUUGAAGGAACGAGCAAUCAAUGGAUUAGCUGGUUUCCUAGUUGGAGAGGCUGUGUCUGGGGCACUGAAAGAGUUCCUGACAGUGAAAAAGCAGAUUUUCCACAGCACAGUGACACGUUUUGCUGCUGAUCUGGCUGAAGAGCUGGUGUUUGAGGGCAUUAUGGAAGUGUGUCAGUUCUCCCACCCCUCAACCCCUCUCACCCCUAGUGAUUGGUCCUUUGGCCACAGGCAAGAAGAAGAGGAAGAGGAGGAGGUGGUUUCCUCCUAUGCUUCAGACUUGUCUGAGUCUGUUAUCCAGGAGGCCUUCAUAGAGCUUUCUCAGGCUGAUGUUUCCUUCACCAGCCAAGCAGCUAUUAGUGUGUCUCUGGACAACAUCUGUUAUGCAGUCAGUGCAGAGAACACUAGCACUCACACAUGCAGUACCUUUGCUAACCAACAGGUUUUAAGUGCUGGCUCAGCUGCAGCAGUCCCAGAGCCCUCAGGAGAGGUUGCUACCUGCACAGUGAAGAAAGCCCUGUUCACUGUAUCGGGUAUGGCCAGCUGCAUUCCUGUACCCCAAGCAGGCCAAGCCCUCUCUCACGUCCAGGACUCUGAGGAGACUCGUCAGUAUAAGUCUAUCUUGUCAGAUACCCCACAGGCCAGCCCUAAAAGACCGACUUUAUCAUCCUCUGAUACCACCACAUCUACACAAACUCACCUUUAUAGUCAUGGAACUCAGACACCCAUACCUGGAGGAGAUCCCUCCCAAGGAAGGUACCCAUUCCAAAACUUCUCUGGCAACAUGGUGGAAAUGAUAGUAACUGAGGCUUGUGAGCUAAUAACUGCUUCUAAGAUGAACAAGAGUUUUGGUGACUGUGCUAAUUUCCUCACAAAGACAAUCGGAAGCAGAAGGGGCUCUUCUUCUAAGCAGGAGAUGGCUAAUUAUGAGGCUCCAGAUUCCCCUUCAAAGCAGGGAGCUUGCAGGGAGAGUUUUAGAUAUGACUGCAGAGAUUCUGGCUAUGUUCAGAAUGAUGACCCUGUUAAGCAAGCAACAGACCUUAGCAUACCUCACAUUUCCUUUCAGACAGACUUUCAAAGUCAGGGGAUAGUUAGCUGUGAGAUUGACCCCAGGAUCAGAGGUGUGCCUGAAACCCAUCCUAUGAUGAUGGAUACUCUUGAUGUGCCUGGUACUGAGAUGGGUGGACAACGGAGGACAUCUGCUCCGAGGGAUGACUCAGUUCCAAGCUCUGGUCAAAAAUCUGGAGGGACUCCUGGCACUCCUCCUUCAACCCCUCAGCAGCCCAAUGAGGUGUCCAAGGAAAAACAGAUAAAACAGUUCUCCAAGAAGCUGAAAAGCAAACUGGCCAAGGAAUUUUCCCCUGCUACCCCCCCACCUACUCCUCACUAUCAGCCUGAGCCUGGCCCAGGUCCAAAAGACAUCACCCCUGAGGCAGACAAGGCUGAGUUUAUGCUCAAAUUGAUGAGGUCUCUCUCUGAGGAGGCAGAUGGCAAUGAGGAUGAAGAGGAAGAAUUGGCAGGAGAGGGAGGUGUUGGUGGGGCUAACAGAUGUUUAGAGACAGGGGGUGGCCGGCAUGAGCUGAACCAGAUGUCCACUCGCAGAAUGUCCAACAAGGAAGCUCUCCACUAUGCUGAGCGGUUGGCUUGUCACAUUGUCUCCAUGGCAACAGAGAUGGACACGCUGGGAGUGGCAGAGCAGGAGGGGGAGAUAAGCAAGGGGAGUGAGAGACGGAGAGACAGCGUGGCCCAGUUCUCAGAGCAGACCCUGAACACCUUGUGGGUAUAUGCUGGGGAGGUGGCGGGAGAGGUCAUCAAUGAUGUGAAGAAGAUGGUGAGCUCUGCACAGCAGUGUCCAUAUCACAGGGCCUACAGAAGACGAAGCUUUGACAGAUCUAGCUCUGAAUGUUUGCAUCACCACUAUCAUCAACACCAGUCUCAAACCAGUACAGACCACAACAGAGACUGGAGGAUAGGGAGGCUUGCUGAGCAAUGGUCUAAUGACCUGGUAGCCUCUGUCCUCCGGUCUCCCACCUCCACUUCAAGCACUAUCUCCAGUGCCAGCUCUGGCUUGUCCUCAGAGUAUCCCAGCUGUGAGAGUGUGACAGAUGAAUAUGCGGGCUACCUCAUCAGGGUGCUGAAAAAGGAGGGAGGCAGUAGGGAGUUGGUCCUAGACCAGUAUGCCAGUCGUUUGGCCUACCGCUCCAUAAAACUAGGCUUGGCUCAUGCCAGUCGCAAGAUCAAGCAGAGAUCCUCCAGCACUCACCUUCACUCUUCCAAGUCACUGCCAGAUGAAUGGAAAACUUCUGGUAGUGAGGCCUCAUGGCCCAAGGACAGAGCAGAGUCAGAGGCUUGUCCCUCAGGCAAGGAUGCUCAGUGUUGUUGUCGGGACUCUGAAGAGCAGUGUCAGAGGGAGUACGUGGAUCUGUUAAACUUUGCAGAGUCUUUAGCUUAUAACAUCACCUGUGAUGUCACACGCAAGCUGCAUCUGUCCUCUGUACGGCUGCCCAAGUCACUCACUGACUCCUGUCUUUAUAAGAAAUCCAAACUGGAAGACAUGGCAGAAAAUCUCAUCAGGAACUCUUUCUCCUGCCCCCUGUUGUCCAAGGAGGAUAAGAGCAAGCAUUACCACAGUACAGGAAGCCUGUACGAUGGAGGAUACAGGAGUAGGGUGAUGCAGGUCAUCGAGCAUUAUGCCAGGAAAAUAGUUGAUGACACUCUGAAGAUGAGCCUGGCUUCAGUUGGACAUUCAUCCUGGCAGCAGAGAAGGACCCAAGACCCUGAUAGGCACUCUCACACGCAGAAGUUGACUGAGGUGCCAUCACUGGGCCAAGCCCUGGGAGAGAGGACAUGCCGUUACUGUCAGGUCCACGAGUGCCCAUACUGCACCAAACUUAGCAGGCACCACCACCAGUCUGUACUACAGAGGAGGAAAAGGGGGUCAGAAUGUCAGGGAAGGACUGAGCGGCUGUCUAGCCUCGAGAUUCCCAAGAUCCACAUUGACCUGGACCACAGGGCAGUGUUUGCUGAGGAGAUGGUGUCCAUGGCAAUGGAGACAGCUAAACGUGAGCUGAGCAACACCAGCCUUAAUGCCGACAGUGGCAUCGGCCAUGAUGGAACCAGCUACGCUGAGAGCCUGACUGCUGAGAUCAUGACGUCAGCCCUGUCCAACAUCUGUCAGACUGCCAACAUCAGCUUUCCAGGUAGGGAGGCCACUGAGUCCUCUGUGUCCCAGCAGCUGAGUGUGGGAGAUGACAGUCUGGGCAGCUGGUCUAACCUGAGCUUUGAGGAUGAGCACCCAGAUGACAACAGCAGUUUCCUCCACCUCAGUGAUAGCAGCAAUGGGAACAGCAGUAGCUGGAGCAGUCUAGGCCUGGAGGGGGAGGCCUGUGAGGAGCGCAUGUCAUUCUCUCCCUCUGACAGCGACAAUACGGAGGACAAGGAGACUGAGGUCAAAGAGGAAUCCAGUGGGACUCUCUGUAUGGACAGGACUCAGGUGCAGGCUCCCAGGACUUCGCUGGUCAUAGUAAACUCGGACGUCAGGGAGCUUGGGUGUGGCCCUCAACACGUGACCCUUGACCCUCAGCUCAGGAGCAUGCUGCAGUGGGUGGCAGCCUCCAUGGCCGACAUCUCCCAGAUCCAGCUAAGUCCUGACAGAGAGCUCCAGCAGCUCCCAGUGGUGGUCCAAAGACUUCGUGAGAGGAAGUGGAGGGUGGGAGAGCUGUUGCACAUGCUGCUGCGCUACUGUGAAGAGAGUCAGACACACAGUCAGUCCAGAGAGGAGGCACACCAGGCAGGCAGAGAACUGCACUGCGUCCCCCUGUUCCAGUGGCUCCUGGAGCAUGCCUAGGUCUUCUCCUCUCCUCUCCUCUCCUCUCUCCCUAGUUCCAAACAGGGCUUUGCAAACUCCACAGCCCCUAGAUGGCGCCAUACCAAUCAGCCGAUCUAACUUACUCCUAUGAAUGUGGGCGGCAUGUGUUUUGCAUUGCAUGCUGUGACUAAGAGUAAUUCUGUUGUAUUUUAUUUGUCUGUUCACCUUCUGUUUUGCUGUUGCCGUUCAUUAUUCAUCGGGCUGCAUAUAUUACAUCUUGAUUCAGUGAGCUGUCUGUCCCGCCCACCUACACCUCUGAAUUGAAGCCCUCACACCUUGCUGCGGUUUAACUUGAUCUACAGAAAGAAAAAGAGAGACGAGAGAGAGGGAGAGAGAAACCCAUCCCAUCUGUUCCAGACAGAGACGCAAAUGCAAUGAGUUGAGAGAAAGAGAAUGUGUUUUUUGUUAGGGAAUCCCCAUGUUGGGUGGAUGAUGUCAUCACACCCACAGCUCACCUCUGCGGUGUUUCCACAUGUUAAGAGACCAACUGUGCGCACACACCACACCACAGCACACCACACCCUUGUAUUAUCAGAGGGAAUCCAAGAUACACCAACACUCAUCAACAUCUGACACGAUUAUUCCCCCAUAGUAUUCCAUUAUUGUAUUCAUCCAUUCAGGAUGACUGUGCUUGUUAUUCCCGUUCUGUUCCAGUGAAGUUCUUCUCUGGACCACUGAAUGAGUGAAAUGCUGGUAUAGGCAUAAACUGAUAUGCUGCAGACGUACAGAUGGGCAUGACUCAAUUCAAUUUCAUUUGAAUUCAAAUUCAAGUUUUAAAACCCACAUCUUAAGUAAAUUAUACUACGCUGUCAUUUUGCAUUGAUGAACAAAGGGGGCAUUCAGUUGGCAGCAGAAUGAUGAAUAGCACUUGAUGAAGUUGCCUCUUGCCAGUAUUGGUAUUCCUGUUUUAUCUAAUACUGUAAUACUACUUGCCAAGCCUCAAUCUCCUUUGUUGUGAAACUUAGUAAAAUAUUCAGAGUGGAUGAUGUUUACUCGUGUGGACGGUAUUAAAAACAGAAAAGAAUAUUUUUGAAGUAGAUUAUGUCUAAUCAAACAUGAAAUGCUGCUCAAAGCUAUGAAAGAAGCCAUGAUAGCGGCUUAAUGUUGCCAAAUGUAGUUUGUAAGGUGACUCUCCUGCAGUCAGUAAUGUGUAUGAUCCCCUGGUCAUCUGUGGCUCAAUUCCAGUUUGGGGAAGAUCCAGUGACGCAGAUAGUGGAUCUUUUAGCAAUUAAAGACACCCCUCCGGUCUGCACCUCCAGAACCACAAACUGCAUUGCUCAACCCUGGACUCGCACAUUUUGUCACCCACGCGCCACAGUCACCUUGUGGAAUGAAGAACUCUGAACACCACAACUUCCACACAGCACUAACCCCUCUAACACACACCCCUGUUACUCACUAGUCUCCAUGCGUACGUCCACAUGCACAGCACUACCAGCUACUUGCUGAAAUGCACUUUUUUUUUUAAUUUGGCCGAAGAGAGAUCGGGCAUUUCCAGCCCUGCCCUCAGACCUCUCCUGGCCUCCUCUGUGAACUUACUCACAGCACGGAUGGUCUGCUCUGCAGUCACUUAACGUAUAUGCGCAGUCUCCCCCUCCAAAGAAAAAUGAUUGGGAUACAUUUUGAUGCUGCUGUUUAUUUAUCGUUUUUAAGUGAAGGACCUAAGGAUGACACAAUGCAGCAAGGUCCUCAGAUUUAUAUCAGGACUUCCUUUGUGAGUUUGAAACACUGUAUAAUACCACAGCCUCGCAUCUAAUAUUAUAAACUAAGUGUUGGUGGUGGUGUUCACCUGCAUGGCUUAAUCGUCAUUGACUUUUAAAGAUCAGCAUUAUUAUUCUUGAUAUAUUGGCCUACACUAAUUGAGCUGCAGUGAUUCGUCUGUCCACACUGCCUCACAGUAUGCUAUAGGUCUCUGCAGAUGCCUUGUCUGUUACUGCUUAAUCUCUAGGCUGCAAAAUGGCCGUAUAAUCUCCAAGGUGUUUGUGCUGUAUGAUUUGUUUACAUGCAAAAAUGAAUAAAUCACAAAAUCCACUAUUUACAAAAAAAAUCCAAAGUGAUAUAAUCAAGUUUUACCUACCCUUAAAAAUAAUAGAAAAGACGACCCAGUGAAGUAUUAACCUGAGAAGUGAGAGAGUGCUUAUUUCUUGGUUUACAUUAAAGGAAUGUAUUAAGAGUCAUGGACUAUCGUGAAGAGGAUGCAUCAGUGUACAGAUUCUCUCCCAGUGUGAAUGUUGAGUUGUUGAAGUAGAACUUUUCCAUUGCCCAGGCCCCUCUCCUAUUUUCUUUGUUUAUCUACUUUACAUUCCUGUGCAUCCCAGAUGACCCGUAGUGCUGUAUUGUUGUGUUUGUGAAAGCUGAAUGUGUACCUGCUAAGGCUCAACUCCAUUUAGAAGCAGACACUGUAAAGCUGUUUUGUUCCUGUUGUUCCCAGUGCUACAUUCUGCCUCUCUCUGACCACAGGCAGAAAACUGAAAAAAAGAGCUGUACAGCACCUCCACUAACUGUAUUUUUCCUGCUUCCUUGUAAAAUCCUGCCAAAUAAAGAUAUUUAAUAAAUUAUGUAAGUUAUAUAACAGUGAGUUCACUACUUGUCCUCCCCAGUGGCAUUGCUUAAUAGUUUAAACCUUCUAAGCUUAAAGUCAAAAACUCUAACUUUGUUUAUGUAAAAGCUUGGUGUGACAAUAAAGCUUUUU
This is a messenger RNA of Chelmon rostratus (copperband butterflyfish), 8556 nucleotides long. It is a transcript of the gene akap11, whose product is annotated as A kinase (PRKA) anchor protein 11. Lineage: Eukaryota; Metazoa; Chordata; Actinopteri; Chaetodontiformes; Chaetodontidae. Gene Ontology annotation, molecular function: protein kinase A binding. The record is from RefSeq and is a predicted model, not a curated record. Bases 138 to 5843 code for a protein of 1901 amino acids. Gene Ontology annotation, biological process: intracellular protein localization. The transcript has 12 exons. Gene Ontology annotation, cellular component: cytoplasm.